Molecule: messenger RNA, 537 nt
Organism: Nematocida major
Lineage: Eukaryota; Fungi; Microsporidia
Exons: 1
Coding region: 1-537 (178 amino acids)
Source: RefSeq, a predicted model, not a curated record
AUGGCAGACACAAACGAAGGAGGCUCAAGCGCAAACGCAGGCUCGGAGGGCGGAAGCGGAGGAAUGUUCUCAAAAAUGUCAAAAACCACCAAGAUUGUGCUAGCGAUACUGCUGGUUGUUGUUAUAUCUAUUUUUGUGUUUCUAACGGUGUACACGGUCACUGUGUCAUUUGGCAGCGGCGACUCCAAGAAAGUUGCGCCUGGGAAGUCUAGCCUAAUCGCCACAAGCAGAAUUGCGCAGGAGUCCUUCGCCAAGGCAAAGGCCAGCGAAGACAGCGAAGCAAAGAAGAAGAAAGGCGGCUCAAAGAAGGGGAAGGGGAAGCUGUCUGUAGACUCAACAAGCCACGGAAGUAUAUCACGGCCAGGCACAGCCAAAGCAAGCACCGCAGAAGCUUCUGACGACGCUGAGAAGAAAAAAUCUCGCAAGAAGAAAGCCGACAGGUCUGGGAGCGCCAUAGAUAGUAAUUUGAGAAGUAUCUUGGGAGUGACCGAUGUUAGGCUGGUAGAACCAAAGGCAAGCAACCUGGUAAGCGCAUAA